AUGGCAUAUGGUGGAUCUUCUCAUUAUGGAAUGUCCAAAGUUGGGGAGGAGUUCAUGGCAGGGGUUUUAAACCAUCUUCCUUCAAUUUUGGCAUUUACAGCACCAAUUCCAAAUAGUUAUGAUCGCAUACAACCCAAUACUUGGAGUGGAGCAUACAAGUGUUGGGGAAAAGAAAACAGAGAGGCUCCAUUGAGAACGGCAUGCCCACCUGGAGUUAUGGAUGAUGUUGUGAGCAACUUUGAGAUUAAAGCAUUUGAUGGGUGUGCAAAUCCAUACUUGGGCCUGGCUGCUGUAAUUGCUGCAGGAAUUGAUGGCCUUCGGGGACAUCUUAAUCUGCCUGACCCCAUUGCAGAUGCAAAUCCUGAUAGCCUUGGUGUAGAACUGGAAAGGUUGCCAAAGUCCCUUUCUGAAUCUGUGGAAGCUCUUGAGAAAGACACUAUACUGAAGGAUUUGAUUGGCGAAAAGCUUUUGAUUGCUAUAAAAGGGGUUCGUAAGGCAGAGAUCAAAUACUACUCAGAAAAUGAGAAUGCAUACAAGAAACUUAUACACCAGUAUUAG
Molecule: messenger RNA, 558 nt
Organism: Ilex paraguariensis (yerba mate)
Lineage: Eukaryota; Viridiplantae; Streptophyta; Magnoliopsida; Aquifoliales; Aquifoliaceae
Source: the annotation of a GenBank genome assembly